Mastomys coucha (southern multimammate mouse) is the source of this 2754-nucleotide messenger RNA. RefSeq names its product Rho GTPase activating protein 22 (gene Arhgap22). Gene Ontology annotation, biological process: signal transduction; activation of GTPase activity. Lineage: Eukaryota; Metazoa; Chordata; Mammalia; Rodentia; Muridae. Gene Ontology annotation, molecular function: GTPase activator activity. Gene Ontology annotation, cellular component: focal adhesion. The transcript is spliced from 10 exons. The record is from RefSeq and is a predicted model, not a curated record. The coding region runs from base 301 to 2391 and encodes 696 amino acids.
AGCCCCGCGUGCGCUAACUGGACAGCCAAGCGGGCCCCGCCCUGGCCUGUGAUUGAUCACCAAAGAUCACUGUGGCUUUAAUGGUCUGCUUGGAUGAAAAUUAAUUCUGGAAUGGAUAAAUAAUGCAUCAGGAUUUAUGUAGUCCAAGGCAAGCCGGAGCCAGAAGAGGGAGCCGAGGGUGUGACGCCAGUGGCCCCAGGACUCCGAGGAGCUGAGCAUGAAGGGCCACUGGCCAAGAAGAGAAAAGGGAAGCGGAUGGCAGCAUGAUCGGCCCAGCGGGUCUGGCCAGGUGGCUGCAGCAUGCUGAGCCCAAAGAUCAGACAGGCCAGGAGGGCUCGCUCCAAGAGCCUGGUGAUGGGGGAACAAAGCAGGAGCCCAGGGAGGCCCCUGGUCCCCCACAAGCUGGGCCCUGUACUCAAGGCCGGCUGGCUGAGGAAGCAGAGGAGCAUCAUGAAGAACUGGCAGCAGCGAUGGUUUGUGUUACGUGGGGAUCAGCUCUUCUACUACAAAGACAAAGAUGAAAGCAAGCCCCAGGGAUUUAUUUCUCUACAAGGGACACAAGUGGCUGAACUUCUUCCAGACCCUGAGGACCCAGGAAAGCACCUGUUUGAGAUUACGCCAGGUGGUGCCGCAGAGCGGGAGAAGGUGCCAGCCAAUCCGGAGGCGCUCCUGCUCAUGGCCAGCUCCCAGCGUGACAUGGAGGACUGGGUGCAGGCCAUCCGCCGUGUCAUCUGGGCCCCACUGGGCGGAGGGAUCUUUGGGCAGCGACUGGAGGACACGGUGCACCAUGAGCGGAAGUUUGGUCCCCGGCUGGCACCUCUACUGGUGGAGCAGUGUGUGGACUUCAUCCGAGAGCGAGGACUCAGUGAAGAGGGGCUCUUCCGUAUGCCUGGCCAGGCCAACCUGGUGAGGGACCUGCAGGAUUCCUUCGACUGUGGGGAGAAGCCGCUGUUUGACAGCACCACAGACGUGCACACAGUGGCCUCCCUGCUGAAGCUGUACCUUCGGGAGCUCCCAGAGCCCGUCAUCCCUUUCGCCAGGUAUGAGGACUUCCUCAGCUGCGCCCAGCUGCUCACCAAGGACGAGGGGGAGGGGACGGUGGAGUUGGCUAAACAAGUGAGCAACCUUCCUCAGGCCAACUACAACCUGCUCAGAUACAUCUGCAAGUUUCUGGAUGAAGUGCAGGCCCACUCAGAUGUCAACAAGAUGAGUGUCCAGAACUUGGCAACCGUCUUUGGCCCUAACAUCCUUCGGCCACAGCUAGAGGAUCCAGUAACCAUCAUGGAAGGCACGUCUCUGGUUCAGCAUCUGAUGACUGUCCUCAUCCGCAAACAUGGACAGCUCUUUGCUGCCACCUCCCUUGAAGAGCCUGCCUUACCACAUGGUACUGUCCAGGGCACAGUAGAGUGGGGCUCUGAAGAGGUCACCAGGAAUCGCCAGGGUGAGCCUGGCAGCCCUGGCUUGCCCACGCUCAGAACUUCAUCUCUGGAUGGGCCAGCUGCCGCAGUGCUCUCUAGAACUUCCCCGCCGCGCCUUGGCCCCGCAGCCACCAGCCCUGGGAAGAGGAUGCACACUUUGCCUGGCUGGAAGUCUUCUUUUCGGCAGCAGGGGUCACGGUCAGAGAGCCCAAAAGCGGUCAGCUCAUCCUUAGAAGUACCCAUCAUCUCCUCUGGUGGGAACUGGCUCAUAAACGGGCUAUCAUCUCUUCGCAGCCACCGUCGGGCCUCAUCAGGGGACCGCCUUAAGGAUACAGGCUCAGCACAGAGACUCUCCACCUACGACAAUGUGCCGCCAUCCAGCCACUUUUCUAGCACUGCCAGCGUGGCCAGCACGGCAUGGUCUGUAGCCUCGUCCUCCCGAGAGGCCUCUGUCAGCAGCUGCACAGCCUGCCGGGCCAGCAACUCUUCCGCCUGCAGUUCCUUACACACUGAGUGGGCUCUCGAGCCCUCUCCUCUCCCCAGCAGCAGUGAGGGCCACCGGUCCCCGGACCUGAGCCACAGCCUGGAUGAGGCAUGUGUGGGCAGUGGCAGCAGUGAGCCCAAUGACCCAGGCAGCCCCACGCAGGCUCAUGUUCGCCGCUGCCGGGCUCUCCAGGGCCAGGUGGCUGAGCUCAGGGCAGAGCUGUGUCACCAGAGGACUGAGUAUAAGAGGAGCCUGAAAAGCAUCGAGGAGGGCAGUGCUGACCUGCGGAAGCAGAUGUCUCGGUUGGAAGAGGAGCUGGACCAGGAGAAGAAGAAGUACGCCAUGCUGGAGAUCAAGCUCCGGAACUCGGAGCGAGCACGCGAGGACGCAGAGCGCAGGAACCAGCUGCUGCAGAAGGAAAUGGAGGAGUUCUUUGCCACCCUCGGAAGCUUGACUGCCGGGACCAAAGAGGCCAGAGCACCAGAGUGAAAGGAGCAGAGGCACAUGUCUGUCUAUGUCUGCUCACUUUCCCUGCAGGGCUGGCCACAGGCUACAGAGGAAGCUAGAAGCUUCAAGUUUGGGCCAGGCCACCAGCAGGGCCAUCUGCCUCUAAGUGCCAGAUAGAGAGGAGGAGCCUGACACCAGAAUGGGGACUGUCAGGAUCCCACAUAGUCCAGGCAGGAUCUGGAUACUUCUCUAAACACACGGGCUCAGCAUGUGUCAGAGGGGAUAGUGCCAAGAUCAUCAGCAUUGGCCUCUCAUUCAGGAAGGGUCCUCAGUGGCCACCCAAAAGGAUGGCACCUUGAGAGCCCGGCCACCACCAAGAGCUUUAUUAAACGUGCUCUGAAAGCA